AGUAUGUAGAAACACAAUAAAAUAAUAAAAUGUUUCUUACUACGCAAUUUUAUUUAAACACAAAUUGUGGAUAUUUGAGUAUUGCCACCUAUUUAUGACCUUAUGACGUGCCACGCCAACACUGCGCAUGCGCGUCAUCGCAGUCCAUUCGGCCGAGUCGCACUUGAGCUGAAGCUUCCGUAAUUACAACAAUAUGGAAAAGUUGUUUCUGUUGCUCCUGUCAUGCCACCUUGCUGCUACAGUGAAACACUCCCUGAAAUAUUUCCUCACCUCGACUUCUGGCCUCCCAAACUUCCCGGAGUUUGUGGGAGCUGCGAUGGUCGAUGACGUCCAGAUCGGUUACUGUGACAGCAGCAUCAGGACCGCGCAGCCCAAGCAGGCCUGGAUGAGAGAAUUGAUAAAGAAGGACCCGAGACUCGGAGAGUGGUACUCUCAGAAGUGUUCCGUCAAUCAGCAGGUCUUCAGAGGCCACAUGGACGGCCUGAAGCAGCGCUUCAACCAGACUGGAGGCGCACACAUCCUGCAGAGGAUGAACGGCUGUGAGUGGGACAGCGCCACCGGGGAGGUCGUGGGUUUUAAUCAGUACGGUUACGACGGAGAGGACUUCAUCGCGUUGGACCUGCAGACGCUCACGUGGACGGCUCCCACCCCGCAGGCGUUCAUCACCAAACUGAGAUGGGACACCGACAGGGCCCGACUGGAGUUCAAUAGAAAUUACUACAUCCACAAAUGUCCCGAACAGCUGAAGAAGUAUGUGGAGUGUGGGAGGAGCCUCCUGCUGAGAACAGACCUCCCCUCGGUGUCUCUCCUCCAGAGGACUCCCUCCUCUGCGGUCACCUGCCACGCCACAGGUUUCUACCCCGACGGAGCCAUGAUGUUCUGGAGGAAGGACGGGGUGGAGCAUCACGAGGACGUGGACCACGGAGAGAUCCUCCCCAACCACGACGGAUCCUUCCAGCUGAGCGUCGAGCUGAAACUCACGUCGGUCGCCCCCGGAGACUGGAGCAGGUACGACUGUGUGGUUCGUCUCUCUGGUGUGAAGGACGACAUCCUCACCAAACUGGACAAAGCAGUGAUCAGGACCAACCAGGAGAAUCCCCCUGGUGUGGUCCGCAUUGUUGGAUUUGUUGUCCUGCUUCUUCUGCUCGCGGUCAUCAUUGGUCUACUCGUCAGGAGGAGGAUCAGAAGUGGGCUCCAUCAUCACCCAGGACCUUAAGUGGGAGCCGAACAUCAGCUCCAUCACCAAGAAGGCUCAGCAGAGGAUGUUCUUCCUGAGGCAGCUGAAGAAAUUCAACCUGCCAAAGACGAUGAUGGUGCACUUCUACACGGCCAUCAUUGAGUUCAUCCUCUGCUCCUCCACCACCGUGUGGUACGCUGCAGCCACUGGCAAGGACAAGGGCAGGUUGCAACGCAUCAUCCGCUCUGCAGAGAAGGUGAUUGGCUGCAAUCCGCCAUCUCUUCAGGAUUGUAGCCGACCCUCUCACCCCGGACAUGAACUGUUUGUGCCCCUUCCAUCCGGCAGGAGGGUGAGGUCCAUCAGGACUAAGACCUCCCGCCACACUAACAGUUUCUUCCCUUCGGCAGUCGGGCUCAUCAACUGAGCCGAGUCUCACUUGUCCAUUACGGUUGCCUGGUGCACUUUUUUUGUAUUUGUAUUUUUAACUUAACUAACCCAUAGCAUUAUAUUCUAUUUAAAUUUGCAUCUUAUCUUCUUAUCUCAUCCCUUAUCUUAUUGUAUCUCUUAUCUUCCCGCACUAUGUCGUCUGUUGUCCAUUGUCGCACUGUCUGCCGUCAUGCACCAACCGCCAGGUCAAAUUCCUUGUAUGUCUGACAUAUGAUGACAAUAAGUGUUUCCUGAUCCUGAUUCCUUGAACUUAGCUAUGCACGUCGUUAUAAGGGGCGUGAAUAACAUGUUUUACCCUGUAGUGAAUUCUGUGUAAGUAUUUUAUACCCUAUUAGUUUUAAAUUCUUUUAGUCAUGAAGUAAAUGUCGUAGCAUAUUUGUAUCCAGAAGUGAGCAUCAGGAGUGAUGGAUGGGUCUAAUUCACAUUUUCUUGAUGUUUUGUCAGACUUUGAUAUUCUACAUGAUUGUGGGAUUAACUUCCUUGAAGAGGUGAUAUUAAUUAAUUGUGAGGCUGAGGGAGGUAAUCCUAGAUUAGUGGCCUAAUGUUAAGUUUGAAAACAGGUUUAUUGAGGAUGUGUUUCAAAUGAGGAAAGUAUGACUUUAGUGCACCAUGUUCCAUAUGGGGGUAACAUUUGAAGGUUCAAAAGUUCAAAAAUUUCCUCCCUGCUGUCAGAAUUUUUGCGAUUGGCAAUAUGUCAUCUGCAUAGAGGCGAAUCUUGAUGGCUUCUUAGGGUUUGGACUCCUAUCUUCAUAUCGGUUGUACAGGCCUGUAUCCUCGUGCAGUAUGAGGUUUUGUCAAGUUUGUCCAUUGGUGAUGACAGUGGCCGUAAGCGCAGUGCACAGAAUCUUAACCCAGUUAAUGAUUCUUCCAAGCCAAUUCUUUGCAAAAUGCUUGUGAGAAAUGUCUAGUUUACUUUGGGAAAGGCUUC
This is a messenger RNA of Pungitius pungitius (ninespine stickleback), 2552 nucleotides long. RefSeq names its product major histocompatibility complex class I-related gene protein-like. Lineage: Eukaryota; Metazoa; Chordata; Actinopteri; Perciformes; Gasterosteidae. Gene Ontology annotation, cellular component: external side of plasma membrane. Gene Ontology annotation, biological process: immune response. The record is from RefSeq and is a predicted model, not a curated record. The coding region runs from base 194 to 1216 and encodes 340 amino acids. The transcript has 5 exons.